Zeugodacus cucurbitae (melon fly) is the source of this 978-nucleotide messenger RNA. RefSeq lists its product as uncharacterized. Lineage: Eukaryota; Metazoa; Arthropoda; Insecta; Diptera; Tephritidae. Bases 16 to 711 code for a protein of 231 amino acids. The transcript has 2 exons. The record is from RefSeq and is a predicted model, not a curated record.
UCUUGAAGACUCGCAAUGACGAAGCUUAAGCAGAGUUUCUCUAUUUCAAAAGACACUUGUGGGCAAAAAGAAUCAUUGCUGCCAAAAGUCUUGCAGAAGCAGGAAAGGAAUUCCACAGAGAAACACAAGAAAAAAGUGAAGACUACAAAAAGUGCUGCAUUCUCGAAACUCGAAAUUGAUUUAGUGACCAUGUGUGACAAAUCGUUAUUUGCUUGCAACAUUGCAACGGCAACAGCAACUGGCAUUGCAAUUGCGGUACUGUCAUUGUGUGUGUUGCCUGCCACUGCCACAGCCACAGCAACUGCAGCGGCUGCUAGCAACACGUACGUGAAUCCCGCUGCCGCUGCUACUGUCGGCGGCUCAAGUGUGGUGCCACCGCCGGAUGAGGCGCUCAUCAUUGCCACUGAGGUGCAGCAGUUCACCAGCGCUGCGUUACUGAAAAUCGAUAAUGUGCUGCAACACAAGUUGCCUGCGAAGAUGCACGCCGAGGGCGAAGCGGUGCGUGCCGAGGCGGUGCAACAGUUCGAGUAUUGCGCACAGUUGGCCGUCAGCAAGGAUGAAAUUUGGCGUUUUAAGGAAUGCGGCGCGGAGGAGUUGGGUCGUGCUAUGCAGCAACUUGGCUUGCUGAUAGGGCAGGCGUAUAGCGGUGCGGGUAGCGUGGCAGGGCAUGCCUUUUGGUGGAGCCUCUUGAAAUUAGUUGGAUUCCUGUGAAAUGUUGCAUGCGGGGAAUGCAACGCUGAUUGUGAUAGAGAGAGAUGGAGAAAGAGAGAGUGAGAGAGGGUUGAGAGAAUUAGGCGCGUAAUCUCUGAGUACUAAAAAUAUGUGAGCUGUGGAUACUGGAAGAUUUUAUAAAAAACUCGAAGACAUUUCGUGUAAAUAUUUUUUUUUGAGAAAUGGUUUUGUAAGAUCGUUAGACGAUGAAUCUUGGAAAAAUAUUUUUUUUUGAAUAUAAAUAAAAUUACAAAAUAAAUAGUGUCA